Messenger RNA from Pocillopora meandrina, 357 nucleotides. NCBI's taxonomy places the organism in Eukaryota, Metazoa, Cnidaria, Anthozoa, Scleractinia, Pocilloporidae. The record is from the annotation of a GenBank genome assembly.
AUGAUUAAAGGAAGUAAGAGAGAUAAAUUCUCGACACCAGAAAUGCAGACGCUUCUAGAAAAGUCUCGUACCUAUUCUACCGGUUCGGAGCUAAUGAGGCUGAAAUGUUCCGAUGAUUGGUGGUCAAAAGUGUUACGAAAGUCAGUAAAUCUAGAGUACGUAGACAUCAACUUCAACAUAACUAGAUGCGACUCGUUUAACAGGGUGUGGAGACAAUAUAAAGUUUCCGAGAAAGGUAAGGAAUUUUUGCGCCGUCCGCGCAACGACCUUGUUCUCGAUUCUGCAGUCGAUCCUUUUAACGAGGAAAAAAAAGAGAAAGCCGCCAAAACUUACUCACACAUGUCCAAUACACCUGAC